AUGUGGAGGAUCGUGGAGUGGAUCACGCAUUCGGCAAUUCGACCGCCCGGUGUGGCGCUGUCGUUCCGCGUCCAGGUCGCUACGACAGUGCUGUCGGUCGUGAUCCUCCUUGUGUUUUACGUGGGCGCGAUCUCGAAAGUCGACUACGGCUUGUGGGUGAAGCAACAGGACUGGGAGUGGAAAGACGGCGCGCCUGGCCUCGUCAACGGGUUCUCGUUCGCGAUGUGGUUCUUCCUUGGAAUUGAAGAGCUGCCGCUUGCUAUCGAAGACACGAUCGACCCGCACGUGAACAUGCCGAAAGGUCUCCUUUCGUCCAUCGCGACGUUGCUUGUCCUGGCAUUUGCAACGUCCUUCUUCAACACGGCCAUCGCGCCAGGGGCCGCGGCCAUCUUUGCAUCGGCGUCGCCGCUCUUGGACGGAUACAAGACUAUCUUUGGCGACAACAGCGUCACAUCAGGGUUCUCUUGGCUGUUAAUCGUCGGCCUCUUGGCGAGCUUCCACUCGUUCAUCUAUUGCAUGGGACGCCUCGUGAUGGCGAUGGCCCGCGAUGGAUUUCUGCCAUCCAUGUUGGCCAAAGUCCACCCGGUACGCCAAACGCCGACGGUCGGCAUCCUCGUCGGAUCCGUGCUCGGCUUGGUUACGGUGAUCAUCAUGUAUUACGCGAUCGGGUUCGUACGCCUUGGCGCAGUACUCAUCAAUUUGGCUCUCCUUGGGGCCCUCAUCUCGUACGCUUUCCAACUGGCGUCGUUCCUGGCGCUGCGCAUCCGCGAGCCGGAUCUCCUUCGCCCGUACAAAUCUCCUUUCGGCGUGCCUGGGGCGAUCUUGUGCUUAGUCUUGGUAGCCUACGCCGUCUUUACGAUCAUCCACCAAGGAUCGGCCAGCACAGAUUUUUUGGUGUCGAUCGUGAUUGCGGCCAUAUAUUUUGUCGUGGGUGCCGUCUGGUUCGUCGGGUUCGCUCGCCACCACAUCCAUCCGCUGCGCUUGCUCCACGACGGCUACGUCCAUGUCGAGUCGCCCGCUGCGAAAGGAACCACCGUGUAA
Aphanomyces invadans is the source of this 1041-nucleotide messenger RNA. RefSeq lists its product as hypothetical. Gene Ontology annotation, cellular component: membrane. The transcript is spliced from 2 exons. Gene Ontology annotation, biological process: transmembrane transport. The record is from RefSeq and is a predicted model, not a curated record. Bases 1 to 1041 code for a protein of 346 amino acids. Lineage: Eukaryota; Oomycota; Saprolegniomycetes; Saprolegniales; Verrucalvaceae. Gene Ontology annotation, molecular function: transmembrane transporter activity.